AUGGUGUUUCAGAGUUUUAGGAAGAAGAGAAGCGAAGAUUAUGAUACAUGGUCUGAAAGAUAUUGUAGUAAAAAGAGUGGAGAAGAUGAGGAUACAUGUUGUGAAGGUUGUUAUUGUAACAUGAGAAUAGAAGAUGCAGCGUUACGAGGUUGGAGGAAGAAGAGAAGAAGAGAUGAUGAUGUAUCACGUCUAAACGACGAUUUGUUAGAAGAAAUUAUGUUGAGGCUUCCGGUGAAAGCCCUAACUCGAUUUCAGGUCGUGUCUAAACACUGGAGGCGUAUGAUAAAUUCUAAAUAUUUCAAGGAUAGACACAUGUUGCAUCAGAAAACCACCCAAGAACCCAAGUUUCUCUGUCUCCAUGAAGCUUCCUUAGACCUUACUCUAACGACGAUGAGGUUGGACUGGUCUUCGACGUCUUGUCUAGUCGAAGAAGGCCCAGUCUAUCACAUUAAACCACAAAUCGAUCAAAUGCCAAGAGUUUCUGGUAGUUGCGACGGUCUUGUCUGCAUUUUCGACGAUCGCAGCCUUACAAGUCCAAUAGUUGUGGCCAACCCAGCCAUGGUACGUUCUCAAACCCUCCCUCUUUCCGAAUUUCAGCUACAGUGCUUAGAAGACAAGAAGAAUAGCGAAAAUAUAGAUGUACAUUUCCCAGGAUUUGGAAAAGAUGACGUUACGGGAACAUACAAACUAGUCUGGCUGCAUAACAACGAAAGAAACUACACCUUAUCAUGCGAAGUUUUCGAUUUUGAAGUCAAGAAAUGGAGGUACGUUAUGAAUACUCCUUGUGAUGUACAUGCAAACGAGGAACCAAUAUUUGCAAAAGGAUGGCUUUACUGGAUCAUUGAAAAUCGGACUUACGAGUAUAAGAUUCUUGGUUAUAAUAUUCACACUGAGAUGUUUAGAGUCUUUACCAAUAAGACUGUUUCCGAGGCAGCCUCUUUGUCUACAGUUACUAUGUGUACUCUAAGUGACCGUAUCUGGGUUACAAAUGACUUGGCAGAUGGUGAUGGUAUGCAACACUUUUGGAGGAUCAAAAACAUAUUGGAUUCCGAGUGGGAAUCGGAGAAGAUGUUCUUCAUAGACCCUAAGUUGAUAUCUCCUUGGUUUCCGGAUAUGUCAACAUUUUUGCCGUUCAUCACACUUAAGGCGACUUCCAACACUACAAGAAAAAAAAACUUCCGACGAAAAGAGAUUCCCGGAAAAUUCUCGUUGGACUCCUUGCACCGCCACAAUGCAUCUCCUUCCACCGCUCACUCCGCCUCCACGAUCACGGCCAGCUUCAUACCUUACAUCGGUACCAUCGCCAAUUACAUUGGCACCGUGCACCCUACACCGCCUCAGUCGCACUCGAGCCGGAACCGUCGCAAUCUGCACCGUCGCACUCUACGCCUGAGCCGUCGCCUCUACACCGGCACAGUAGCACUCUAA
Messenger RNA from Eruca vesicaria subsp. sativa (arugula), 1428 nucleotides. The record is from the annotation of a GenBank genome assembly. NCBI's taxonomy places the organism in Eukaryota, Viridiplantae, Streptophyta, Magnoliopsida, Brassicales, Brassicaceae.